GCCCUUGAUUUUUGGUAGCCUGAAACCCUUCCUGCCCGUUGGUUUUAGUUUUCCAUCUACAGCACCUUCGCCUCCCGCUUCUUCUAUGCAUUCGAAAAUUGAUUUAUAUACAUCUGAGAUAGAUUAGAUUCAAGCCUCUCAGUGCUAAUCGCUAUUUGUGACUCUUGCUCUCUCGUACUUUUGCUCUGAGUCGUCGACAAACGAGAGAGGAAGCUACAGCGAGAGAAACCGCGUUUUUUGAUUUUAGAGAGUCAAACCCUACUUGAUUUCUCUGUCUUCUCGGGUCUAUCGUGCUGUUUCGUUCCAAUAUAAGCAUUGCAGUUGGGAGGAAGAUGGCCAUGGAGAUUACUCAGUUUCUUUUGGCUGCACAAUCAGCUGAUGCCAGAGUCCGGAAUGAGGCAGAAAAUACUCUUAGGCAAUUCCAAGAGCAAAACUUGCCUCUUUAUCUUCUGUCUCUGUCAGUUGAGCUUGCAAAUAGUGAGAAACCUAAUGAAUCUCGUAGAUUAGCUGGUAUUGUACUAAAAAACUCCUUAGAUGCAAGAGAUGCUAUUAGAAAGGAACAUCUUGUUCAGCAGUGGAUGGCGAUUGAUAUUUCGAUAAAGUCUCAAAUUAAAAAUUUGCUUUUGAGCACUUUAGGAUCAUCUGUUCUGGAGGCUAGACAUACUUCUGCACAAGUAAUUGCCAAAGUUGCUUCAAUUGAGAUUCCUCAGAAGCAAUGGCCAGAACUCAUUGGAUCACUGCUUACUAAUAUGACACAGCAAGAUAAUUCUGCAGCAUUGAAACAGUCAACCUUGGAAACCCUUGGAUAUGUCUGCGAGGAAAUAUCCCAUCAGGACCUCAUCCAAGAUGAGGUGAACCAUGUUCUUACAGCUGUUGUUCAAGGCAUGAACCUUGCUGAACACAGUCCUGAAGUUCGUCUUGCUGCAACAAAAGCUUUAUGCAAUGCUCUGGAAUUUGCACAGACUAACUUUGAAAAUGAAAUGGAGAGGAACUACAUCAUGAAGAUGGUCUGUGAAACAGCUUUGGCCAAGGAGGCAGAGAUCAGACAGUCCGCUUUUGAGUGUCUUGUUUCAAUCGCAUCAAUGUAUUAUGAAGUGCUUGAACCUUACAUGCAGGCCCUCUUUGAGCUAACAUCAAAUGCCGUGAAAGGAGAUGAAGAGAGCAUUGCUCUCCAAGCAAUUGAAUUCUGGAGUUCCAUAUGUGAUGAAGAGAUAGAUGCACAAGAGGUCGAUUUUCCUGAUGGUGAGGAUUCUGGACCUUCUCAUUCCCACUUUAUAGAGCAGGCUCUGCCUUCCCUAGUUCCUAUGUUGUUGGAAACUUUGCUGAAGCAAGAAGAGGAUCAAGACCAGGAUGAUAGCAACUGGAAUAUAUCCAUGGCGGGCGGGACAUGUCUGGGUCUUGUUGCUAGAACUGUUGGGGAUGCUAUUGUACCCCUGGUAAUGCCAUUUGUGGAGGCUAACAUAUCAAAGCCAGAUUGGCGUUGUCGUGAGGCAGCUACAUAUGCAUUUGGCUCGAUCCUUGAGGGCCCAACUGUUGAAAAGCUAUCCCCUCUGGUAAAUGCAGGCUUGGAGUUUCUGCUUAAUGCAAUGAGAGAUCUAAAUAAUCAUGUCAAGGAUACAACUGCUUGGACUCUCAGUCGUAUUUUUGAGUUCUUGCACAAUCCCGCUGGUGGGUUUUCUGUAGUUUCCCCUGCGAGCCUCCCAAGGCUUCUGUCUGUGUUGUUGGAGAGUAUUAAGGAUGCUCCCAAUGUAGCUGAGAAAGUUUGUGGGGCAAUAUAUUACCUUGCCCAGGGUUAUGAGGAUUCUGUUCCGAGCUCUUCUCUUCUCACUCCGUGCCUGCAAGGCAUCAUUGCUUGUCUGCUAGAAACUGCUGAUCGCACAGAUUGCAGUGACUCUAAACUUAGGUCAUCUGCCUAUGAAACCUUGAAUGAAGUUGUGAGAUGCUCCAAUAUUGCUGAAACAGCUGGUACAGUACAACAGUUGCUCCGAGUCAUCAUGGACAGGUUGGGGCAGACUGUAAGACUUCAGAUUGUAUCUUCGGAUGAUCGGGAGAAGCAGGGAGACCUGCAAGCUUCUCUCUGUGGUGUUCUACAGGUUAUUAUUCAGAAGCUUAGUAGUAACGAUGCUACAAAGUCCACUAUUCUCCAGGCUGCUGAUGAGAUCAUGAUGUUGUUUCUUGGUGUGUUUGCUUGUCGGAGCUCCACUGUGCAUGAGGAAGCAAUGCUUGCUAUUGGUGCAUUGGCUUACGCCACUGGAUCAGAGUUUGAGAAGUAUAUGUCAGAGUUUUUCAAAUAUUUGCAGAUGGGAUUGCAAAAUUUUGAGGAGUACCAGGUUUGUGCCAUUACGGUUGGGGUGAUUGGUGACAUUUGCCGUGCCCUAGAUGACAAGAUUCUGCCAUUUUGUGAUGAGAUCAUGGGCCUCCUUGUCAAUGAUCUCCAAAGUGGUGAACUAAACCGCUCUGUCAAGCCUCCAAUAUUCUCUUGCUUUGGAGACAUUGCUCUUGCCGUCGGAGAACACUUUGAGAAGUAUGCACAUGUUACCGUCGAAAUGAUGAAACAAGCUGCAGCCAUAUGUGACCAAAUGGACACCAGUGAUGAUGAGUUGAUUGAUUAUGUCAACCAGCUCAGGCGUAGCAUCUUCGAAGCCUAUUCUGGUAUGCUUCAGGGAUUCAAGAAUGGGAAGUCUGAGGUAAUGUCGCAGCAUGCUGCUCAUAUCUUGCAGUCCAUAGACUCAACUAUCAAAGACAAUCAAAGGGAUGAGAGUGUGACAAAAGCUGCAGUCGCGGUGAUGGGUGAUCUUGCAGAUGCUCUUGGCCCAAACCUAAGGAUACUUCUCAAAGACCGCGCAGUUUAUAUUGAUUUCCUGGGUGAGUGUCUGCAGUCUGAUGAUGAACAGCUCAAGGAGACUGCUGUUUGGACCCAGGGGAUGAUUGGAAAAGUCAUGGUUUCAUGAGAUAAAUUCAGGUUCUUUUCUGUGAAGAAAGUUUGUUGCAUAUGUCAGUUUUCCUUUUUCCUUUUCUGUGGAAACUUAAUAGUUCUGGUAGAAUAGUGUGUUGGGGGAACUCAAGGGUGGGCUUAUGUAAUCACUAUAAUUAUAAUGGGGAUGUGAGUUGAUCUUCUGGAUUUCUCUUAGUUCCACUCUUUUUGUGACGUGAUUGUCUAAUGCUGAACAGUUUAUUUUGAUAAGCAACUAUGACCCUUCUCUUCAUGAA
Tripterygium wilfordii is the source of this 3210-nucleotide messenger RNA. Its product is annotated as importin subunit beta-1-like. NCBI's taxonomy places the organism in Eukaryota, Viridiplantae, Streptophyta, Magnoliopsida, Celastrales, Celastraceae. The transcript is spliced from 3 exons. Gene Ontology annotation, cellular component: cytoplasm; nucleus. Bases 333 to 2951 code for a protein of 872 amino acids. The record is from RefSeq and is a predicted model, not a curated record. Gene Ontology annotation, molecular function: small GTPase binding; nuclear import signal receptor activity. Gene Ontology annotation, biological process: protein import into nucleus.